UUAUUAUUUUAUUAGCCCAACCAACCUGUUAUUCACUCUCUCAAAUUCACUCUAGCUCUCUCCCUCUCUCUUUCCCUGUCUUGUCUUCGUUACCGAUUUUAGCAGAGACAUGGCAGAGCAAGAACCCGCCGUCAAGGUCGAGCCCGAAGCCCCCUUGGAUCCUGAGCCUGAGCCUGCGCCUGCGCCUCCCCCUCCGGCAACAGAACACCUCGAACAACCUCCCAAAGAUGUCACCGAGGAGAAAUCCGUAAUUCCAGCUCCUCCUCCUGAACACAAGCCCGAUGACAACAAAGCAAUUGCCGUCGUUGAAAAGGCUCCAGAGCAUGCCGAACAGAAAAGUACUGAGGGUUCUAUCAACCGAGACACUGUGCUUGCAAGAGUUGCAACAGAGAAGAAGAUAUCACUAAUCAAGGCAUGGGAAGAAAGUGAAAAAUCCAAAGCAGAGAACAAGGCUCAUAAAAAGUUAUCUGCCAUUGGAGCGUGGGAGAACAGCAGGAAAGCAUCUAUAGAGGCUGAGUUGAAAAAGAUUGAGGAAAGGUUGGAGAAGCAGAAGGCUGAAUAUGUGGAAAAAAUGAAAAACAAAGUAGCUAUGAUACACAAGGCGGCAGAAGAAAAGAGGGCAAUGACUGAAGCUAGACGUGGGGAAGAUAUUCUCAAGGCAGAGGAAAUGGCUGCAAAAUACCGGGCCACUGGAACUGGUCCAAAGAAGCUCCUUGGUUGUUUUUCAGCCUAGAAAUUUCAGGUCUGGUUGAAAUGUGUUUGAAUUAUUUGUAGUCAUUAUUCGUUUGGAGAUCAAUACGUUGCUGUUGUGUGUCACAGUGAUUUAUGUGUGUGUAUAUUGCAUCUGAAUUUUGAAGAAAACCUAACUUAUUAGUUUGUAAAAAAAAAAAAAAAAACAUGUAUAGUAUUGGAUGGAAUCAGGGAGUUUUCUGAAA
This is a messenger RNA of Carya illinoinensis, 935 nucleotides long. Its product is annotated as remorin-like. Bases 110 to 733 code for a protein of 207 amino acids. NCBI's taxonomy places the organism in Eukaryota, Viridiplantae, Streptophyta, Magnoliopsida, Fagales, Juglandaceae. The record is from RefSeq and is a predicted model, not a curated record. The transcript has 5 exons.